Setaria italica (foxtail millet) is the source of this 2926-nucleotide messenger RNA. RefSeq names its product replication protein A 70 kDa DNA-binding subunit C. The transcript is spliced from 2 exons. The record is from RefSeq and is a predicted model, not a curated record. Gene Ontology annotation, biological process: double-strand break repair via homologous recombination; meiotic cell cycle; telomere maintenance via telomerase. Gene Ontology annotation, molecular function: damaged DNA binding; zinc ion binding; single-stranded telomeric DNA binding. NCBI's taxonomy places the organism in Eukaryota, Viridiplantae, Streptophyta, Magnoliopsida, Poales, Poaceae. Gene Ontology annotation, cellular component: nucleus; DNA replication factor A complex. Bases 256 to 2649 code for a protein of 797 amino acids.
GCCCCGGAUGCUGCUGCUCUCUCCCUCUCUGCCUCGAGAGUCGUCGCGAAACUCUCCGGCUUCCCCCGUACGCCACCGCUCCUCGUCACCAACCAGCAUUAACUCCCCCACGUCCCCCGCCUCGUCUCGUCUCCACUCUCCAGACACUCCGCCCACUUCCGGCCGCGAAGCCAACAGCUUCCUUUCCUUUCUUUUCCCCAUCGCGAUCGAUCCUGCUGGCUGCUGCGGAAGGCGGGAGUGGGAGUAGGGGGAGGGAUGGAGGUGGGCCUGUCGCGUGGGGCGGUGGCGGCGAUGUCGCGCCAGCCGGGCGCCGAGGUGCUGCGCCCGGUGCUGCAGCUGGCGGACGCGCCGCGGCUGCUGCUCGCCGCGUCUCCGCCCGCGUCGCGGCGGUACCGCCUCGCGCUCUCCGACGGCGCGCACCUGCAGCUGGGCGUGCUCGCCGCGUCCCUCAACCACCUCGUCGCCGGCGGCGCCCUCCGCCGCGGUACCGUCGUCCGCGUCCUCGAGUACUUGACCGGCGUCAUCCAGAACCAGAGGGUCAUUAUUGUUAUCCAACUUGAGAUACUGCGAUCUGAGUUUGCGCUGAUCGGCAGUCCCGCAAUCUAUGAGGCCAAUCCAACUCAACAUAUCGGUGUAUCCUGCUCUGGUGGUCUUGAGAGCCAUGAGCCUUGCUUCAUGCCAGAUGCUGAGCAAGUUGUUAGCAACUCAUCGUGUUUUUCUAGUCAUGGCUUGUUGGAUUCUUUAAUUACUCCAAGCGCAGAACCUGCUGUGAAUAAUAUGCCAUUCGGAGGAUGUCUUAGUCCAAUGCAAGCACAGAGCACAGUAAAUGCCAAGAUGCAGCAGCUUUCAUUAAAUGAUCAUCAAAACCAAAGGUUUGUGGUGACCGCAACAAGUGAUGCCUCUGGCCCUUCUGGCAAUACUUAUGGAAACUCAAUACUGCAUUCAACUCCAAUGCAUAUGGAUAGAAGCCAUAUUGCUAGGAAUGAUGCUCCUCUUUGCAUAACCCCUAUUGAUGCAUUGAACCCUUACCAAGCUAGAUGGAAGAUCAAGGCUAGGGUGACCGCAAAGGCAGAUCUUAAGCGCUUCACCAACAGCAAAGGUGCUGGAAAAGUAUUCUCCUUUGAUCUCCUUGAUGCACAGGGUGGAGAAGUUCGUGCAAUAUGCUUCAAUUUGCAGGCUGAUCAGUAUUUUGACCUAAUUGAGGUUGAUAAGGUGUACCUGAUAUCCAAAGGGUUGUUGAAACCUGCACAGAAGAAGUUUAACCCUUUGAAUAAUGACUAUGAAAUAUUGGUCGAUCACACAACAUCUAUAGAAAUCUGCUGUGGUGAUGAAAGCAGCUUACCUAGGCAGCAGUACAAUUUCAGACAGAUCAGGGAGAUUGAGAACAUGGAGGUUGGUGCUUUUGUGGAUUUGGUUGGGAUCGUUACAUCAGUUGGUCCUUCUGCCAUAGUGAUGCGUAAGGAUGGCACAGAAGCCCAGAAAAGAACUCUUCAACUGAAAGACAUGUCUGGUCGGAGUGUGGACAUAAUCUUCUGGGGCAAAUUCUUUGACGCUGAAGGACAACAACUGCAGUUACUGUGUGAUUCUGAUUCAAACCCUAUACUAGCUCUGAAAGGUGGCCGCAUCAGUGAUUUCAAAGGUAGAUCUGUGGUCACAAUCAGCUCAACACAGUUAAAAGUAAACCCAGACGUGCCCGUGGCUGAAAGGCUGAAGCAGUGGUACAUGGUUGAAGGAAAGAAUGCUCCUUGUGUUUCUUUGUCUCAGGAUAUAUCAAGCCUAAGCAGGAUCUGUGUGCAGAAAACAAUUGCACAGAUCAAGGAUGAGAACCUGGGGCAAUCGGAUAAGCCUGAUUUUAUCACUGUUAGGGCUGUAAUCUCAUAUGUGGCGGUGGAUAAGUUCUGUUAUCCAGCUUGCACCUUGGAGCUUGAUGGAAAGCGAUGCAACAGAAAGGUGACUAGCAGUGGUGAUGGGACAUGGUAUUGUGAUAGAUGCAAUCAGUGCUCUGAAAAGUGUGAGUACAGGUACUUGCUUCUGUGUCAGAUCAAGGAUCACACAGGUAGUACCUACGCUACUGCGUCCCAAGAGGCUGCUGAGGAGAUAUUUGGACACACAGCGCAAGAGCUCUUCAUGAUACGAAAUGUAGAACAAGAUGACGCGAAGUUAGCUGCAAUCAUGAGGAAGAUCCUUUGGCGUGAAUGCCUAUUCAAGCUGAGAAUCAAGGCGCAAACCUAUAAUGGUGAGCUGCGUGUGAAAUGCUGCAUUGUUGGUGUUGAGAAGUUAGAUGUGCUGGGCAUAGAUCAUCAUCUCUUGGAGGAGAUCGACAACCUUUUGAAUGAUAUUACCCACCCCAUUCUGAUGGAUGAUUCGUCCUACAUCCCAGAUGUUGGCUAUGCCAAAUUGGAAGCCAGACAGACCAUGCUAAGCUCCAGCAGUGCCUGUGGCCCUCUCAAGGGUCUUGCUGAUCUUGCAGGAUAUGGGCGCUUGAACAGGAUGCCGCCUCCACUGCCAGCUUCGUCCAAGGGUUUCAUUCCCAAUGAUGGCUUGAUGGAUUGGUCCAGUCAGCCAGCAGGGAGGGGCGGUACAAGUCUGUGUUUCAGAUGCAAUCGGCCUGGGCACUGGGCUAAGGAUUGCUUUGUCCGAGCCACUUAAUGCAUCGGCUCAGGCAAUCUCAGGCAGGAAGUUUGCUUUUGCUAAAAAAAACCUAUCAGAUCAGUAGUCCUCUGAACUUUGGUUUUGCUUAUUAUCAGUAUGGCCUCCUACGUUAUCAUGUACAGUAGUUAUAUGGUCAGUGUGCCCUCGCCUCCUCGGCUAGCUUGCUUUUACCAUUCUGGAACCUUUGUUAGUAUAUAUAAGCACUUUAUGUUUAUGUUCUAGACUAUUUGAAUGUAAUGCCCUUAGUGUUAUACUCGACGGUUUAGUUCCUCGA